AUGGAGUCGCAAAAAAAUGCCUCUACCCAUACGAUUGUGAUUUCGUUCCCUUCUCUCUCCCAAAAUCUCUCCUCUCUCCUCAACUGCGUCAGCCACAGACCACCACCACCAAACUCACCACCUCAGCCACCGAACCAUCAUCAUCUUCUCCAAACAACUACCACAACACCCACUAAACCACCGCAACCACCAAACCCCACAACACAAUCGUCAAGCCAACAUCUCCUCCACCAAAUCAACCUUCCACCACCAUCAUCAUCUUCUUCAAACAUCCACUACGACAUCCACCAAACCAUCGCAACCACCAACCCGCUAUCUCCCACCAAAUCGAUCCUCCGCCGCCACCAUCCUCUCCAAACCGAAGCCACCAAACUAUCAUCGUCUCUUCCAAACAACCAUCACAACACCCACCAUACCAUUGUCCUAGCCAACAAACCCCAGACGAUAGCCACCAAGCCUCCAUCUACUCCACCACCACCACCCUCUCCAAACCGAAGCCACCAUACCAUUAUCAUCUUCUCUAAAUAG
This is a messenger RNA of Dovyalis caffra, 528 nucleotides long. Lineage: Eukaryota; Viridiplantae; Streptophyta; Magnoliopsida; Malpighiales; Salicaceae. The record is from the annotation of a GenBank genome assembly.